This is a messenger RNA of Trichoderma harzianum CBS 226.95, 460 nucleotides long. RefSeq lists its product as hypothetical. The transcript has a single exon. The record is from RefSeq and is a predicted model, not a curated record. Bases 75 to 443 code for a protein of 122 amino acids. Lineage: Eukaryota; Fungi; Ascomycota; Sordariomycetes; Hypocreales; Hypocreaceae.
UUCUUUGGCAUGUCCUUUUCUUUACCGAGAGUAUCAAAUAACACCCACGAGAGCUCCCUCCACCCUUUUACAUAAUGAUGAGCAUGACUCCAGACGAGCUGGCGAGAGUCCUCGAGACCUUUGCGGCCGAAAUACGGCAGGAGAUUCGUAAAGACACUAGAGCCAUAGAAGUCAACAUACGACACGAGGUACUGGCGAACCAACUCAAAACACGGCAUGAGUUGAUGGAGGCGCAAAAGGAGUUACGACAUGACUUGGCGAAAAUACGGCACGAUUUACAAACCCUAGCCCACGGGAUCGAGAUGUCCCAGGAAGUGCCCAACGACAAGCUUGAGGCCCUGAACAAGGUGGUAUCUGCUACAGGAGAUAAAUUUUAUGAGAUGGGGCUGCUAUUAACGUUGGAAGUGGAAGUGGAAGAGGUUUGUUUCCCUCAGCCCAUAUAGUCUAGCAGGUAUAGACA